AUGAAAAGGCGAUUCAAAGAAGGGAGGCUAGUUUUUUAUAAGAUUGGAAAUGAGAAGGUUCUUCUGUGGAAUCUAAUGAUGAAUGGGUAUGCAAAGAUUUGUGAUUUUAAAGAGAUGACGAGAGAUGUUAUUUCGUGGAAUUCAAUGAUUAGUGGGUAUGUGGCUAGUGGGUUUUUUGAGAAGGGAGUUAAACUUCUCAAAGAAAUGUUAUAUUUGAGAUUUGAUAUGGAUUUGGCUACAAUGGUUAGUGUUCUUCAAGCUUGUGCAAAUUGUGGUCAUGUUUCAUCGACUAAAGAAGUUCAUGGUUUUGGAGUGAAGGCCUAUGUUCACUAG
Messenger RNA from Dovyalis caffra, 333 nucleotides. The record is from the annotation of a GenBank genome assembly. Lineage: Eukaryota; Viridiplantae; Streptophyta; Magnoliopsida; Malpighiales; Salicaceae.